Messenger RNA from Megachile rotundata (alfalfa leafcutting bee), 2175 nucleotides. RefSeq names its product splicing factor 3a subunit 3 noi (gene noi). Gene Ontology annotation, biological process: mRNA splicing, via spliceosome. Gene Ontology annotation, molecular function: RNA binding; zinc ion binding. NCBI's taxonomy places the organism in Eukaryota, Metazoa, Arthropoda, Insecta, Hymenoptera, Megachilidae. The record is from RefSeq and is a predicted model, not a curated record. Gene Ontology annotation, cellular component: nucleus; spliceosomal complex.
UCCGCACUACUGUGCGAACAUCGACACCUCGUCGAUGUGAAGUAGGCAUAACGGGCGCCAGUAUGACUACGUUUCCAUCGAGGGUCCAAAUCGGGUCAGAGUCGGGUUAGAGUCGGGUUGGGGUCAGCGCUUGUACGGUGGAAACGCCAAAGGUUUAGUUGAACUCUACCCUACAAAAUUUUAGGGUAGCGUUCAGUUGAGGUUCGGUGGAAACGACAAGAGUCGAGUUCGUGUUGCCAACAUAACAAAUCCAAAUUGCAUUGUGUAUCACGUGCUGUAUUAAUCGGUGUAGAAGAGAAUAUGGUAGUUGACUUUGUGCAGUUGGUAAUGUUCAACCCUGCCGCAACUCCAACCCGCGACUCAAACCCGACUCUAACCCGACUCUCACCCGAUUUGAACCCUCGAUGGAAACGUACUCUAAGUGACAUGUGUUACACAUGUUAUGACGUGCGUGGGGACCCUGUGCCUGACCGCCAUUUUCCCUAGGAAAAUUGCUGUCGAAUAUAGAGUUGACAAACAAUUUGUGAAUAUUGUUUUCAUAAAAGUUUAGAAAAAUGGAAACGAUAUUGGAGCAGCAACGACGUUACCAUGAAGAAAGAGAAAGGUUGAUGGAUGCAAUGGUCAAAGAGAUGCUGUACAAAAAGCCAGGUCAUAGAGAAAAUAUAAAUUCGGAGCAUAGGUUGAAAAUGUUACUUGAUCAGUAUAUGGACAGUACUUUACAUUUACAGGAUUUGUAUGAAGAUAAAGAUGGACAAAGAAAGGAAGAAGUGCAAGCACUUUCAGGACCAAAUGAAUUUUCUGAGUUUUAUUCUCGAUUGAAGUCUAUAAAAGAAUUUUACCGGCGUCAUCCUAAUGAAAUAAGUAUUCCGAUGUCUGUGGAAUUUGAAGAAUUAGCUAAAAUGAGAGAAAAUCCUACGGAGGAACUUUCAAACCUUGUUGAAUUCACUGAUGAAGAGGGUUAUGGAAAAUAUCUUGAUCUUCAUGAAUGUUAUGAGAAAUACAUUAAUCUUAAGGGAAUAGAGAAAAUAGAUUAUAUCACAUAUCUAUCAACUUUUGAUCAUUUAUUUGAUAUUCCAAGGGAAAGGAAAAAUGCUGAAUAUCAGAAAUAUGUAGAGUCCUUAUUAGAAUACUUGACAGAUUAUUUGAGUAGAGUUAGACCACUACUUGAUAUAAAUGGAGAACUGGAGGAAGCAAAUAAAGAAUUUGAAACACAAUGGGAAAAUAGUACAUUUCCAGGAUGGCCAAAGGAGACUGGCAGUGCAUUAACACAUGUGGGAGCUCAUUUAGAGCUUUCUGCUUUUUCUUCUUGGGAAGAACUUGCAUCCCUCGGUUUGGACAGGUUAAAAUCAGCUUUGAUGGCUUUAGGUUUAAAGUGUGGUGGCACACUGGAGGAAAGAGCACAAAGACUUUUUAGUACAAAAGGAGAGGCAUCAUUGGAUCCAAAUUUGUUAGCCAAGAAUAAUAGGAAUAGAAAAUCUGGAAAAGGCAGAAAUUCUGAGAAGCAGAAGGAAAUAGCUCGUUUAGAAGCUCAAGUAUACAGACUUGCAGAAUUGGUAUCUUCUCAGAGGGUAGCUACAAAAGAAAAUGUUCAAAGAAAACAAGCUAGAACAGAAGGUGAAAGAGGAGAUUCUGAUGCAGAAGCCAGUGCUAGUGAAUCAGAAGAAGAGGAUGAUAAUGAAGUCCCUUACAAUCCUAAAAAUCUUCCUCUUGGUUGGGAUGGAAAACCAAUUCCAUAUUGGCUAUAUAAGCUGCAUGGUCUAAAUAUUAGUUACAACUGUGAAAUUUGUGGAAAUUUCACGUAUAAAGGACCAAAAGCAUUCCAAAGGCAUUUUGCUGAAUGGAGACAUGCACAUGGUAUGCGUUGUCUUGGUAUUCCAAAUACUGCCCACUUUGCUAAUGUGACACAAAUAGAAGAUGCUUUAGCUCUGUGGGAAAAAUUGAAAGCUCAGAAACAAGCAGAACGUUGGCAACCAGAACAAGAAGAAGAAUUUGAGGAUUCUCUGGGGAAUGUCGUUAAUCGUAAAACGUAUGAAGAUUUAAAGAGACAAGGUCUUUUAUAAAAUGCUGUAACAUUGAAUAAUUAUUCAUGUAAUUAAUUACUAGGUACCUUUUGUAAUCUACGAAAUAUUAUCUGUAUUAAAAUAAAAAUAGCGAAUAAAAAUGUGUGCAGAAGCA